AUGCACCUGGUCCUGCGCCUGCGAGGUGGCAUGCAGAUCUUCGUGAAGACCCUGACUGGCAAGACCAUCACCCUGGUGGUUGAGCCCAGUGACACCAUCGAGAAUGUCAAGGCCAAGAUCCAGGAUAAGGAAGGCAUCCCUCCUGACCAGCAGAGGCUUAUCUUUGCAGGCAAGCAGCUGAAAGAUGGCCGCAUCCAGAAGGAGUCCACCCUGCACCUGGUCCUCCGUCUUAGGGGUGGCUAUUAAUUCCUCUUAUUGCCUAGUGCUGGUAUUACUCAACCACAGCAUUUGCCCACACCAAUUUAAGUUUAGAAGUUACCAGCUUCAAUAAUGGCUGAAUCUGUUCAAAAUACUAAUAAAGGUUUUGUUGCAUGAU
Molecule: messenger RNA, 376 nt
Organism: Ochotona curzoniae (black-lipped pika)
Lineage: Eukaryota; Metazoa; Chordata; Mammalia; Lagomorpha; Ochotonidae
Product: polyubiquitin
Exons: 1
Coding region: 1-246 (81 amino acids)
Biological process (GO): modification-dependent protein catabolic process; protein ubiquitination
Cellular component (GO): cytoplasm; nucleus
Molecular function (GO): ubiquitin protein ligase binding; protein tag activity
Source: RefSeq, a predicted model, not a curated record